CCUAGAAAGUGGCACCCGCCCUGGUCGGGGUGGCUUCCUCCGCCGGCCGUUUUCCAGGACGCUGCUUCGGCAGGCACCGCAAUGGAGGAAAUCCGGAGCCGCACCGUGAAAGGCCUCGCUGAUCUGAGGGGCUUUUUCAACCUGACUCCGAAGGAAGGCGACAGCGCGAAGGCGGCAGCCGCAGCAGAAGCGGCCAACGCGGAGACUUUGCUUCCAGAUGAAAAAGAAUUUCAGCAUGCUGCUAAAACUAAUAAUCUGGACACUAUGGAAAGGUUAUUUAGGAAAAAAGUUAAUAUUAAUGCUGCAAAUAUUUUGAAGCGCACAGCCCUCCAUUUUGCUGUUGCAGGAAAUCAUAUAUCUGCAGUUGACUUUCUUCUCCAUCACAAAGCUAGAGUUGAUAUUGCAGAUAAGCAUGGCCUUACUGCAAUUCAUCUUGCUGCAUGGUCCGGUAAUUUGGAAAUAAUGCUGAUGUUAAUUAAAGCAGGAGCUGAUCAAAAAGCAAAGAACCAGGAAGGCAUGAAUGUCCUACAUUUUGCUGCUAAGAACAAUAGUGUCAGAAUAGUGAAUUAUUUUAUCCGAGAUCUUCACCUAAUGGAACUCAAUAAACCUGAUGAGAAAGGGAGAAAGCCAUUCUUCCUCGCAGCUGAAAUGGGCCAUGAAGAAAUGAUAAGUGAGUUGAUUACCCUUAAUUUAUUCACCUCAGAAAAGGAUAAGGAAGGAAACACUGCCUUGCAUCUAGCAGCUAAAAAUGGCCACAGUGAUGUGGUAGAGAUUCUUCUUCAGCAGUGGGAAGAUAUAAACGAAUUCAAUCAGAAUGGCGAAACACCAUUUUAUAUGGCUGUUGAAGGAGGCCACGAAAAAUGUGCUGACCUCUUACUGGAAGCUGGAAGUGACAUCAAUAUUUUGAACAAACACAAUGCCAGUGCAUUGCAUGUUGCAACCCAAAAUGGACACACACCUUUGGUCAAAUUUCUUAUCAGUCAUAAUAUUGAUCUGGAUGCUCAGUCUCAGAAAGAUAAUUCUCCUCUACAUUUGGCUAUCACAAAAAACAACUUAUCAGUGAUAAAUAGUUUAAUAAAGGCAAACCAUAACAUAAAUUGCCUAAAUAAGAGACAUCAAACACCUUUACAUCUGGCAGCAGACCUUGGAAAUGUGGAAAUAAUAGAAACACUGCUAAAGGCAGGCUGUGACUUCAGCGUGGUAGAUAAGCAAGGAAAAACCGCACUUGCUGUAGCAUCCAGAAGCAAUCAUGCCUUAGUUGUAGACAUGAUUAUAAAAGCAGAGAGAUAUUACCUCUGGAAACAGGAGCAUCACUGUAAUGAUGUGUCAAAUAUUAAUCUAUCUUUUAAACAAGAUCACAACCUGCAGACAAAACAGAUCCGUGCGUCUCUUUGGAAUCUAGCAUAUAAUGGAUUAAAAAUGCGAGACUGGGUAAAACUGGCACAGUUUUGGAAGUUUACAGGUGAACAAAUCAAAACAAUAGAAGAACAGUGGACAGGGGGAAAGAGCUACAAGGAACAUGGACACAGAAUGCUUCUUAUCUGGUUACACGGUGUUCUGAUGGCUGGCCAGAAUCCUAUUAAACAUUUAUAUGAGGAUCUGAUAAGCCUGGGAUUUCAACAACUGGCUGUAAAGUUCAGAGCAGAAAAUAAUGCUGGCACAGAAUCCAAGAAAUGUUCGGUUUCAUGAAAUUCAAGGGAAUCUGAAGCAAUGAAAUAGGAUAAUAAAUGAGUAUUAAAAUAUUAUUUAUAAACAAAUUCUCCAAUGUUUCUCUAUAAAGAACGCUUAUCUUCUCACCAUUUCUCUAAUAUCUCCCACCCCAUCAACUUCCCAUUCCCAUGCUAAUUAGGACUUCUCCACCUCCAUCGGCUCUUUCCAAUCCCACUUCACCAUUCAGAAAUCUCCAGCUUUCCGAUUCAUUUUUUAAAAAUAUUGAGUGGCUGUACCCCACUCAGCAUGAGUGACCUAUAUUUGGAGGUGGAAAAAGAAUAUGGGCUUAUGUGACUUCUUGGGUUCCAAAAGCAGUGGGGAAAUGAACGUGGCAGUGGCUGAAGAGCUGCUUGAAAAUAAUUUCAGUCAAUUAUAGAUUAUUAUUUUUUCUCCUGUGUAUGGCUGACAACUCCUGUAGGAAUCCACUUGCACCUGAGGGCAUAUUAGCAACUCUGCCAUGCAAUCUGUACAUAAUACUGUUUCAGUUAAUUUUUUCCAGAAUGAAACAUUUCUUGAGGUGAUAGUCAUAUUGCUUCCACAAAUAUACUCUAAAAAUCUUUGAUAUUUUAAAUAAAGUAUUUU
Pantherophis guttatus is the source of this 2292-nucleotide messenger RNA. RefSeq names its product ankyrin repeat and death domain containing 1B (gene ANKDD1B). The record is from RefSeq and is a predicted model, not a curated record. Lineage: Eukaryota; Metazoa; Chordata; Lepidosauria; Squamata; Colubridae. Gene Ontology annotation, molecular function: protein binding.